AUGGAUGCGCAUGAUGGAGGCUAUGGAGCAGGCCAAUUGCCUCUGGCUGGGGCCAUCCUCUGCUGCACCUCUAUUGCCCCCGAGCAGCGCGCCAAACUCGCCGCCAUUGGCGCGCAGAUGGGCGCGACCAUCAAGCUCGACCUCACAUCAGACGUAACCCACCUCAUCGUCGGCAGCACCGACAGCGCCAAAUACCGCUAUGUCGCCAAGUCUCGCGAGGACGUCAAGGUCCUCUCCCCGGAAUGGCUCGAAGCCUUGAGGGAGGUGUGGAUGACUGGCGAUGACGACCUGGACAUGGCCGCGCUGGAAAAGGAGUACCGCAUGCCGACCCUCGCUGGGCUGAAAAUAUGCCUUACCGGCUUCGACAACCCUGAGCAACGCAAGACCAUUCAGGAGUCGGUGGACGCCAACGGAGCCGAGUACCACGGUGACCUCACCAAGUCCGUCACCCACCUCAUCGCAGCGGCGCCAUCGGGCAAGAAGUACGAACACGCCCUGAAUUGGAGGAUGAAGAUUGUGUCGCUGGAGUGGCUCGAACAGAGUCUGGAGAGAGGCAUGGUGCUGGACGAAGCCCUCUACAACCCCACCAUGCCUGUCGAAGAGCGCGGCCAAGGUGCUUGGGAUCGCAAGAUGCCUGCGUCGCCUGCCAUAGGCAAGCGCACGCGAGAUGCAGAGCCGAGCCAGGCCCUGAAUCCUUUCCGCAGGAAGCUACGUCGCUCAGCAAGCACCAAGACAAGCAUUUUGCGCCAACACCUCGAGAGCAACGGCGCGCACGUAAUCCAUGCGACCGAUCUCAACAAUGCGCCAUCCGACGAUCUAAGACGAGGCUACUUCGUAAUACCACAUGACGUCGAGGUCGAUUCGGCGGCACUUCCGGGGCGUGCCGGAUCACACAUGAACCUGGUCACUAACUGGUGGGUCGAGCGCUGCUUGUAUGGCAAACGUCUAGUAGAUCCAUCGGACGAUGUGUUAAGUCGACCAUUCGAAAAGCUUAGUAUAAGUGGGUUCUCUGGACUCACCAUCAACUCUACGGGCUUUUCCGGCAUCGAGUUACUGCAUGUGACCAAAGUUGUCACGCUUAUGGGUGCCUCGUACGAUGAACAGCUAUCGGCAAAGACCUCGGUUGUGAUCUGCAACCCUCCUACCGUAAACACACCGAAACUCAAAUUCGCGACGGACAAACGGAUACCCGCUGUUCAUGCCACAUGGCUUUGGGAAUGUCUGCGUAGUGGUCGGCUACAGUCGUAUGCCGAGUAUCAAUUGAACAAGCCAGCGCCGCCUCAGCCACAGAAGCCUAAACAGAGACCUCAGCCACAGGAUGAUGUGCCCACUGCACUGUUGUCGACGGAGGAGAGCCUUGAGCUUCGUCAGAAAAAGCAACUGCCUACCAAUGCCGCGAAAAGGCCUCUGCACCCACAGCAGCGUGGUGCUCUUGCUCUCACUGCAUCAGCAGAUGCAACACCUGCAUCGACUACAGAUGAGGCGGAUACUUCCAACAAUGAUACUAACGGCCUAAACUACGAUGACGAUGAGUCUGUUAUACCUGGAUUGGAUGGCGCAGGUUCCCACCCCCUCCAAGAAACCAGCGCCAACUCCUCGCGCCGCCCAUCAACGUCCCCGCACGCCUCAAAAUCGUUCUCACGACCCAGGAGUUCAUCGGCCGAGUCUCUCAUAGCCCCGGCACCCCGCAAGUCCAAGGCUGGUCAAAACCCAGAUCCGGCUGUUCCUGUUCCUGAACCCGACUCCGUGAUUCCGGCAGAUACCGAACCGGUACCACAGGAAGCACCAAAAGAAAAGGAAACGAUAAAGGCAAAAGGGCCGGAAGAAGAAAAAGAUUACUCUUCCAUCUUAGCUCAGAUGCGCGCAAACCGCAAGACCGUGCCAACGUCCGUUGAUCAGGUACCUGGCAAGACGCGGAAACGGCGGCAGCUUGGUCGCGCAGCGUCCACGCGGUCAAACGCGUCAGCUGGCGAUAGCUCCGGGAAUAUACUGGCUGGAGAAGAGGAAGAAGAGGAGAACACGGUGCUGGUGGAGGAAUACCAGCCUAGUCAGGAGCUAGGUUGGGAUUCUCCUGGUGCUGCGAAAGCGAGGGAGCAGAUGAUCAAGAAGUUGGGUGGGACUAUGCAGGAGAAGAGCGUGGCAGUUGAAGGAAUUGGCGUCGUAAAGGACGUUGGAGGAAAUACCACGGGAAGGUCGGGUAGGAAGAGGCGAGGGUGA
Alternaria ventricosa is the source of this 2217-nucleotide messenger RNA. RefSeq lists its product as uncharacterized. The record is from RefSeq and is a predicted model, not a curated record. Lineage: Eukaryota; Fungi; Ascomycota; Dothideomycetes; Pleosporales; Pleosporaceae. The transcript has 7 exons. Bases 1 to 2217 code for a protein of 738 amino acids. Gene Ontology annotation, biological process: mitotic G2 DNA damage checkpoint signaling; mitotic DNA replication checkpoint signaling; DNA replication initiation.